GCAGCUGCCGCCGGAGGAGCUCAUGGCCGGCCUGGGAGCGCGCAGCGUCCUGGUGACCGGAGCCAACCGGGGCAUCGGCCUGGAGCUGGUCCGGCAACUCUUGAGCAAGCCCGAUUCUCCGCAAUGGAUCUUCGCCUGCAGCCGGGAACCGGAGGGCGAGCGCGGGCAGGCUCUCAGGAACCUGGCUUCCAAAUACCCAAACCUGGUGAUGGUGAAGCUAGAUACUACGAGUUCCGCAAGCAUUAAGGCUGCCGCAGCCUGUGUGGAGAACCACCUGAAAGGCUCGGGGCUGAAUCUGCUCAUCAACAAUGCUGGCAUUUUAAAAGCGGUGACGUUGGACAUGGUGGAUGAAGAAGACAUGAUCAAUACGUACAAGACCAAUGUGAUUGGGCCGCUGUUAGUGAAUCAGACUUUCCUGCCUCUGCUAAAGAGGGCAGCCCAAGGAAGCUCAAAGAAAGGGCUGAGCUGCAGCAGGGCAGCCAUUAUCAACAUCUCCUCCAUCUUGGGCAGCAUGGAUUUUGUCCCGCCCAGCGUUGUUAAACCCGCAAUUUCAUAUCGCUGCAGCAAGGCCGCUCUUAACAUGCUGACCCGGUGCCAAUCUGUGGAUUACCAGAAAGAAGGGAUCCUCUCCACAAUUAUCCAUCCAGGAUGGGUGAAGACUGACAUGGGCGGCCCAGAGGUGGCUUGACCGCGGACCGAGAGCUGCGCAAGGCAUCCUGGACGUUCUUUCCAAACUCAGCGAUGAACACAACGGCGCCUUCCUUGACU
Messenger RNA from Sphaerodactylus townsendi, 768 nucleotides. RefSeq names its product C-factor-like. The record is from RefSeq and is a predicted model, not a curated record. Lineage: Eukaryota; Metazoa; Chordata; Lepidosauria; Squamata; Sphaerodactylidae. The transcript has 6 exons. The coding region runs from base 23 to 688 and encodes 221 amino acids.